AAAAAAAGUGUCAGGUCAAUAGUGUGUAAAUAAAACAAAGAGAAGGGAAUAAAUAAAGAGGGUCAGUUCAGAUCGACACCAGGCACCGAGUACUAACUGCCCCCCAUCCCACAACCAGCAGCACCACCCCCGCUCCCGCGGAGAUCGGACGCAGUGCGGCGAGAGCCCACAAGCAGAGCAACUAGUGUCCAGUUACCAGGUGUCCCGUGUCCAAGUGUCCACAUCUCUAUGGUGUCGCCAGCAACAUGAACCUGGAAUCCCUGUUCCGCGACUUCAAUCCCUGCAAAUUCAUCGUGCACUGCAGCCUGUUCACCUUUGUCACGCUCUUCGCCUUGCGCCUGGACAAUUUCAUAGACUGGCCCUACUGGGCGAUCUUCACACCGCUGUGGAUAUGGAAGUGCACCGCCAUCCUGGGCGCCAUCGUGGGCGCCAUCGUUUGGUGCCGGUAUCCCCACUACCGCCUCGAGGGCGACGCCUACACGCAGUUCAAGGCGAUGCUCAUCUCGCUGGCCCUUCACCUGAUCCUCCUGAUGUUCGAGCUGCUGGCCUGCGAUAAGCUGACCUCGGACCGCCACCUGUGGGUGCUGGUCUUCAUCCCGCUGAUCUUCGGCUCGGUGGUGAGCGUGGGCGCCUGCGUUUGGGCCGUCAAGCACGAUCGCUCCUUCGAGCUGGAGCUCUUCUUGGCGGUCAAUGCGCUGCAGUUUGUCUCGCUGCCGCUGAAGCUGGAUCGCUUUGUCUACUGGAACUGGGACGUGGUGUUCGUGCCAAUGUGGAUCGUUAUAUGCCUGAGCUUGGUCAGCGUGCUGUACAACAUCAUCUUCUGUGGCAUCAUGAUGCGCACGCCGGAGGUCUCGCUGCAGCAGAAGAAGGCGGCAUUGAACGCGGCGGUGGGAAACAUUUGCACGGUGCUGCCACUGCUCUGCUUUCAGGUCGUCAUCUGUGACAAGCUGGACGGCGAGCUCAAGUUCCCGUACAUCGUGGUCUUCUCGCCGCUGCUCGUUUCCAUUCUGGCGCUAAUCAUCCUCAGUUUCACGGCCAAGGGCGGCAACAUGUGGUGGUUCGGCAUCCGCAAGUCCUUUAGCCAGUUUCUGUUGUCCGCGAUGCCGUUCCUGCAGGAGUACGGCAACAUCAGCUACCACCCGGAAACGCAUAGCAAUGCCGGGCAGUCCAUGCCGCUGGAUGCCACCUCCUCGUCGACGAGCAUGGCGGCCAGCGAGCAGCUGCACGAGUUUGGCAAGCACGACAAGAAGAGCAAGAAGGGGGCCAAGAACGACAUCCUCAAGCCGGUGGUGCCUUUCGUCAGCAUCGACCUGCCGGACUAGAUAAAUAUACACAUGUAUAGACGGCCAGCACUGCACAGGAGCAACAGCAACAAUAAAUAGCAAGAACCACGUAGCCCUAAGGACAGCCUCUCAGCACGCGCACACGGAGACGGCGACGCCGCACACCUUUGUUCAGGUGUUCAUAUAUAUAUUAUACAUAACCAUUGCAUACCCAAACAGACUCACACAUCGGCCGUAGCUUUUAGACUCGUACUGAAUUUUAAUUGUAAGACAACUGCUAACACCCCAUGCCGCCCCCCAGCCACGCCUAUCGCCCCCUCGCAUCCGCCUGCAUAUAAUAGCCGUACAUAUAUAGAGGCCCUGACCACACUGGUUGCUGUGCCCAACCCAGACCCAAAUCGACCAUCACCUUGACCACAAUUCUGUUUAUCAAACUGAACAAGACCGCACCAUACAACACUUGACUCUCGGCCUUAUAUAUGUGCUAAUAUAUGCUACAUCCCUCACACUCUGAGAAUUCACUUAUGUGUAAUGCCCUACGAUAAAGUGUAAAUAAUUUACAAAACUACAAGAAAACAAGAAAUAUACUUAAGUGCUUC
This is a messenger RNA of Drosophila subpulchrella, 1882 nucleotides long. RefSeq names its product transmembrane protein 185B. The transcript has 4 exons. The coding region runs from base 246 to 1322 and encodes 358 amino acids. The record is from RefSeq and is a predicted model, not a curated record. Lineage: Eukaryota; Metazoa; Arthropoda; Insecta; Diptera; Drosophilidae.